GAUCAAAUGAACUACUUUAUGUUUUGAACGUCAUGUUUUGACAAGUAAAUAAUAGUUUAAUAGCAAAACAAACAUGGAACUGAAAAUAUUAUUUUAUUGAACAAAAAUUCAUUCGAAAUGAAUUUGCUGAAUGUUUUCCAAGAUUUUAACCCAAGUAAGUUCGUUGUCCAUACCUGUUUGUUAAUUUUUACAAUUUUAUUUGCUUUGAAACUGGAUAAUGUGAUAUCUUGGUCGUACUGGAGUGUCUUUACUCCUAUAUGGGUUUGGAAAUCUUUAGUAAUCUUAGGAGCCUCUAUUGGAAGUUAUGUUUGGUGGAGAUAUCCACAUUUCAGAGUUGAAGGGGAGGCUUAUAUCCAUUAUAAAUCUAUGCUAAUUUCCUUAGCACUGCAUUUAAUCCUUUUGAUGUUCGAAUUACUUGUAUGUGAUAAGUUAGAAUCUGGAAGACAUUUAUGGAUUUUAGUGUUUAUACCUUUGAUUUUCAUCUCUAUCGUCAGUAUAGCAGUGUGUAUAUGGGCUGUUAAACAUGACAGGACAUUUGAGUUAGAGCUAUUCUGUGCAGUUAACGUUCUUCAGUUCAUAUUUCUUGCAUUACGUUUGGAUCAAUUCAUCAGUUGGUCUUGGGAGGUUGUUUUUGUGCCAUUAUGGAUUGUGAUGUGUUUAUCAUUGGUUGGAGUUUUAUACACAAUAAUUUUUGCUGCUAUACUGAUAAGAACUCCUGAAGUCAGCAUUCAACAACGACGAGCGAGUUUUCAUUCAGCAUUAGGUUAUACUUUCUUAGUAGUUCCGAUUUUAAUAUUUCAGGUUCUCCUUGCCAACAAAUUAGAUGAUGACAUAAAAGUGUCUUACAUAGUUGUGGCAAGUCCCCUGUUUAUAUCCUUUAUAACAUUGAUCAUCAUGUCUUUCAAUGCCAAGGGGUGCAAUAAAUGGUGGUUUGGGAUGCGAAAAGAUUUCUGCUCAUUCAUCCUAGGUGUGUUUCCUUGCCUCCAAGAAUAUGCCAACAUUUCCUAUUAUCCUGAACGUAGGCAAGAGGGCGUUGAACUUGAACAAACCGAGAAGAUGGACCUUGCUUACAUGAAGAGAGCUGAUCUUCUGAAGCCAGUGCUGCCAAUCAUCUCGAUUGAGAUGCCAGACUGAUUUUAAGUUAUAAAUGCUAUUCAAGUGCUUCCAUAAGAUCUUUUAUUAUUUCUGAAUACCUUAGUUUUAGAUUUGCUUUUUUGAAAAAUCAAUUAUAUAUAUAUUUUUUUGGAGUCAUAUUUUAGGUUGUAAGUGUUGGAUUUGAUUGUUCUUAGGUCAGUAUUGUUAGGUUGGAUUUUGAACAGAGUUGUUUCUUUCAUUGAUAUUAGGUUAAAAUCACACUUAGUUAUUUAGCUUGAUCAUGUGUAUAUUUCAUUUUAUUCCUGUCUCUUGAGUAGAAGAAUCUGCUGGUAUCAGGGACUGAUUAAUUAAUUCAAUUAAGGUAAUGAGAGUUUUCAAGAAUUAUCAUAUCUUUUAAAUCGUUAUUCAUUUGAAUUUUUAUACCAUUCUUUUUCAACAUUUAUUGGAAUCACUGUGCAUAUGAAUGAAAUUGAUCUGAAUGUUAAGCUGUUGAAUUCAUCAUGUUUCCUAGAAUAUAGAAAAUUGAAUUUUCAUCAAAGAAGUUACAUCAUCAAAGGAAAUAGUACUUGCAUCACUGUUAUCUGCGAUUUUUGAUAAAAAUUAUUUGACAUAAUCUCAUAUUUGUCUUCCAUCUUUCUUGUGAAUGUUUUCAAUUUCACCCUUUGUGAAUUAUCAUUUGUAAAAAAGCAUACUUUUGCUUUCUUGCAAAUAUUUAUAUAUGUACAUAUUUUAUCCCUUAUUGCAUAUCAGUCAAAUUUAAAUAAAUAUUGAACAUUAGAGCUCAAAUGAAAUGUUGCAUAUAUUUAACCUAGUAUAUCAGUAUAAGUUCCUAAAUUGUUGAUGGCAAUGUAUUAAUUGUAUAUAAAUAUUGUACUUAUGUUUGAUGCGUCAAUUUUUUUAUAACAUGAUAACAAUAAUUUCAAGAUUUGCUCCAAUUAAAUUUAUUUAUUCACAAAUCGAAACUGA
Harmonia axyridis is the source of this 2061-nucleotide messenger RNA. Its product is annotated as transmembrane protein 185B. The record is from RefSeq and is a predicted model, not a curated record. The transcript has 7 exons. NCBI's taxonomy places the organism in Eukaryota, Metazoa, Arthropoda, Insecta, Coleoptera, Coccinellidae. The coding region runs from base 118 to 1134 and encodes 338 amino acids.